Molecule: messenger RNA, 2058 nt
Organism: Chrysemys picta bellii (western painted turtle)
Lineage: Eukaryota; Metazoa; Chordata; Testudines; Emydidae
Source: RefSeq, a predicted model, not a curated record
AAGUUGUAAAACAUGAUAAGAGGGAGAUUCUCAGAAAUCACGUGAUGGCAUCUCAACUGUUUUCUCCUCCCCUCUCAUCCUCCCAACAGCAAGUCGCAGCCAGCCCAUCCUCUGCUUCUUCCAGCAACACAGGGCCUGGCAAGGAGGAGAGGGGACCACACUGAACCCCCCCCACACACACACACAGGAUGGGAGAGGGGGGUGAAGAGCCCCAGGAGCUGCCGAAGGAGCAGAGCACCAACUAAAAUGAAGAUGAGACCUUUCUCUGUCUCCAAGAGCUCAGUAGGGAGCUCCUCCCUUCUUGGUUACACCAUAAUCUUCAUUUCUCUUCUUGUUCACAAGUUGGACUCAGCACACUUUUCAGUGAUUGGGCCCGUUCACCCUAUCACCGCUUCUGUAGGUGAUGAAGUCAUAUUAGUCUGUCGCCUGUCACCCAGCAUGAGUGCUAAGAACAUGGAGGUGCGAUGGUACCGGGCUCAGUUUUCUUCAGUUGUGCACCUGUACCGUGAAGGGAAGGAUCAGUAUACGGAGCAGAUGUCAGAAUAUCGGGGAAGGACAGAGUUUCUGAAAGACGGCCUGGCUGACGGAAGAGUUGCCUUGAGGAUAGGCAAUAUCAGACUCUCUGAUUCAGGGCUGUACAAGUGUUUCUUUCAAUCGGAGUUCUCAUAUCAAGAAGCUGCAUUGGAACUACAGGUAUCAGUUUCAGGUACUAAUCCCCUGAUCUCUAUUGAGGGUUACCAGGACGGAGGUAUCCGAAUGGUGUGUCAAUCGGGUGGAUGGUAUCCAGAGCCUCAGUCGUUGUGGAAGGAACUCCAAGGACAGCCUCUUCCAUCAUUGCCUGCAAAAUACUUCCGUGAUGAAAACGGCCUGUUUCAGACUGAAUCUGUACUUAUUGUAAGAGAAAAUUCCAACCGGAAUCUGACCUGCACAAUCAGAAACAACAUCCUGAACCAAGAAGAAGAAUCAAGCAUUUAUAUAGCAGAUUCUUUUUUCCCGAAGGUCUCCCACGUGACAGUGAUUCUCCUGUCACUAAACCUGUUGGUUUGGGGUUUUUUCAUUCCUUUGCCUAUUUACUAUUUAUGGAAGCAAUACAAAGAAAAAGAUUCUCUGCACUCUAAAUUGAAAGUCUUUGAAGAAAAACUACGAUUUCAAGUGGAGAAAGAGAAAGAAAAAUAUCUUUCAGGAUUUGUGCUCAGAAAAGCCCGAAGAUUUGCAGGUAACUGAAAUUGACAUGUUACCAAUGUCAAAAUACCUUUCUUUCAAAGACCGCUGCUCCCUUUUCUCAAAAUUAGCAGGAUAAAAUAGUAUUGGCUCUUAAGAGAGAUGUAAGAGGCGAUAAUAUAAAAAUGCAAGUUAAUGUUUACCCCUUUCAGACCUGAGCGGUCAGCCAAAUUUGGGGUCCUGCAGGUUAUUUAUUAGGAGGAAAAAUUGAUGUUGGAGUCAGCUAUUUCUUUGAUGCAAUCCUGUUUACUUACAAAGACUGUACAAAGUCAUGUAUCUCUGAAUACAGGAAGAAUCAAACAAGAGGAAAUAGUUUCUUUUUGCACAGUCGCAAGCCUCUUUCAGCUAACAUUCAGUCCAGAAAAGUUUUGCUCUAGGCUUUUUCUCCAGGCCACGCUCCCAGUGUCUAUUCAGGAUGUGUCCUUCACUUUCUGCUUCUUAUCUGUGUCUGUUACUGCUUUGUUCUUCCUGCCUUUCCUCUCACAUAUACACCUCUACUGAAACAAUACCCACUGAAACCUCUCUGCCCACAUAUGCCUCACAUGUGCCUUUUUCUUGGGCCUUAUCAUUUGCUUGUGUUAUUGGUGGAAAAUGCUAUUGUUUCAGCUACAUGGUUACAUGAAGGAGCUCAGUUACUUUUCCCAUUGAUCCUGAAUGAAAGGCAGCUGUUAGACCCACCAACUUUUAUGGGGUUUAGCCCAACCCAUAACAUUAUAAACAGGACAAAGGGCUCAGAGGAACAGAAAUAUGAGUCAGCAGUGUAGUACUUUUGCAAAAAAAAGCAAGCAUCAUGCUGGGACGUAUUAGCAGGAGUGUUGUAAGCAAGACACAAGAAGU